AGUGGCUCACUACUCACUACCUGACUUGCUUGGCCAGAGUGAGUGAGCGAGCGAGGCCUCGUUGUUGCGGAGGAGCGGGGCAUGGGCGUGCACAUUGCGCAGCACUCUCGCACUCUCUCUCACUCUCGCCAUCCAUGCUCGCAGGUGAGUGGGAGGUGGUGUGGUUGGACGUGGUGGGCAGGACUCGGUCUGUGAAUUUUGGGGGCUUUUGGUCUUACAACCUCCUGGCCUGAGGUCGUCAAUGAGGGUGCUGUGCUAGGUGUUACAGGAUCUAGCCACAAUGAGUAAGGCAAAGAGAGCAGGGUUGGCAGAGAAUGGGGAUGGGGGGAUGAUGGGAGUGGAUGAAUCGGCGCUGGCGUCUGCCAUAGGCAAUGGCGAAGACCUAGCCCCGUUCAUCCGAGCAGCAUUUGAGAAUGGCAAGCCAGAGACGCUGAUUCACCAACUCAAGUAUUUUGUGAAAAAGAAAGAGGUGGAAAUUGAGGACCUUUGCAAGCUUCACUAUUCGGAGUUUAUUCGUGCUGUGGACGAAUUGCGGUAUGUUCUUGUCGACGCAGAUGAGCUCAAAUCUGGGCUUGCAGAGGAAAACAGGCAGUUACAAGAGGUUGGCGAUACUCUCUUACGGAUGCUGGACGCCCUAAUACAGUCCCAUGGAACUAAGAAGAACAUAAUGCAGGCGAUUGACUCGCUCAAAACGUGCACCUCUGUGGUGGAUCUAUGCAUGAGGGUGAAUGAACAUGUGAUGAAUGACAGCUACUAUCCGGCACUGAAGGCCUUGGACAUCAUGGAGCGAGACUUCAUGCCUGUGCUACCUGCUCGAGCCCUGCGCCAGCUUCUAGAAAGGCAGAUCCCUGUGUGUAGAGCACAUAUUGAGAGAAAAGUGAACAAGGAGUUCAACGACUGGCUUGUUCAUAUCCGAAGUGCUUCCCGGGAGAUCGGCCAACUCUCAAUCGGGCAAGCUUCAUCAGCUCGGCAACGAGAAGAAGACCUCCGAGGACGGCAGCGGCAGGCUGAAGAGCAAAGCCGUUCGGGAUCGAAGGAGUUGGUAUACAUGCUAGAAAUGGAAGACUUGGAUGAAGACGACUCCCAGCUGAAAUUUGACCUCACCCCAGUUUACAGGGCAUAUCACAUCAAUACGUGCCUGGGGAUGCAGGACCAGUUUCGCGAGUACUACUUCAAGAACAGGCAGCUGCAGCUGAAUUCUGAUUUGCAAAUUUCCACCACACAGUCAUUUUUGGAGUCGCAUCAGUCAUACUUUGCUCAGCUGGCUGGGUUUUUCAUUGUUGAGGACCGCGUAUUGAGGUCUGCAGGCGGUCUGAUGACUAGUGCCAGAACGGAACAGCUGUGGGAGUCGGCUAUCAGCAAAGUGACCAUCGUCAUGGAAGACCAGUUUUCACGAAUGCAGGAUGCGAAUCACCUCCUUUUAGUGAAGGAUUAUGUUAGUUUGCUUGGGGCCACAUUGCGAAGAUACGGUUACCAGGUCGGACCAUUGCUGGAGGUGCUUGACACGAUGAGAGACAAGUAUCACGAACUUCUUCUAGCAGACUGCCGUUACCGCAUCAACGACGUCCUAGCAAACGAUAAGUCGGAACGUAUGAUGAUGAGGAAAGAAUACGAGUACAACAUGAAUGUGCUGGCUUUCCACCUUCAAAGUGUGGAUGUGAUGCCUGCAUUCCCGUAUAUUGCCCCCUUCUCAGCUACCGUACCUGAUUGCUGUCGAAUCGUGAGAUCCUUCAUCGAGGAUUCUGUCAGCUUCUUGGCUUACGGAGGCCAUAUCGAUUACUACGACCUAGUGAAGAGGUAUUUAGAUAAGCUUUUGGUGACAGUGUUGAACGAGGCGUUACUCAGGCUUGUUCGAAGUCCUAUAUUGGGAGUAUCUCACGCUAUGCAGAUUGCUGCCAAUAUGACUGUACUUGAGACUGCAUGUGACUAUUUUGCGCAACACGCUGCCAAACUUUGCGGUAUCCCUACACGGCUAGUUGAAGGUCCUCAUGGGGCUCUGUCCGCUCAGUCCGUUCUGAGAAACUCGCAAGCUGUGGCACACGACACUAUGAUCAAGUUGGUGAAGUCGAAAGUGGACGAGGUCAUGAAUUCGACUCUGAAUAUUAACUGGAGUCCUGAUGACCCUCCGCAAGGUGCUAACGAUUAUUUGAACGACGUUUAUAUCUAUCUGCAAACCAUUGCGGAAACAUCCCAGGAAAUCCUUCCACCAACUGCGUUCUAUAAAGUGAUCAGUGGGGUUCUUGAGCACAUUUCCAGACGCAUCAUGGAGACCUUUUUGAGCGAGGACGUAAAGAGAUUCAACAUUUACGCGGUGAUGGGCAUCGAGACAGAUUUAACGAUACUAGAAUCUUUUGCUGAUGACAAGUAUCGGACAAGUGUCCAGGACAGAGUACCAAUGGCGCAGCCCUUGAAGUCAUUUCUCGCAGAAGCCCGUCAGACAGUCAACCUCUUCAUGGCCACUCAGCCUGAUCUUUACCUGAAUCCUGUUAUCCGUGAGAGGAACUACGGUGCGCUGAAUCCCAAAAACAUCAUCCUCAUUGGGGAGAAGUUCAAGGAUCUGCCAGAGAAGAUGUUUGGUGGGGGUCGUGGAGGGAGAGUUGUUGCUAAGAAGAAGCUCAUUGAUGCAUUGAUUAAGCGCUUGAAGAACGAGGCUUGAGGAUGAUGCCCAGCAUAGCCAUUAGCAAUGCAAUGCAAACGCCGUAUUAUGUACAUUGUGUACGAUGGGGACGCUGGUGAUGGUUUCUGGACUUGACAGGCUACCGGAGCUAUUAUUAUGACUGCUAUUUGCAACAUUUAAGCAAUUGGGUGCUGCAUUCAGCUAGAAGCCGGGUAUUAUUUCACAUUCGACGUUUGGAGGGUUGCCAGCGGGAGGUUAAUCCCAUGAAGUCAGUCAGUUUCUUAACUCUUUUCUCAGGUAUUUAGUGCACAUACAGUCAACAACAGCUAAUUUUUAAGCCAUGGAAGCCUCAUACAGUCUACUGGUUUUUCCUUCCCUAUGUCUUUAUUUUUGUCAGUUUUUCAGUUCCAAUGGAGACAAGCUGCUCUUACAUCCCACGCAUGCGAUUGAACCGCUGUGUUGAAGAGAGGCGCUUUCUGCAGUAGUAGCUAGUGUAUUGUGAGAGAGGUGGUAGAUACUCAUGUUGUAAUAAGCGAUACAUUCUCCUCAUUAGAUGUCUUAGCGAUGAGCCAUGCUCGUGUUUGUAGUCUUAUUAUAUGUUCAUUUCCGUUGCCGAUUUUUUAAAUAGCACCGCAGCUGAAGUUUUUUAAGGAAGUACUGGUACCAUAUUAUUGCAAUGUUAGUUGAUGGUCUGAAGCUUUGUGCAAGUUUUAUGCAGACCAGUUCUGGGUU
Physcomitrium patens is the source of this 3349-nucleotide messenger RNA. RefSeq names its product exocyst complex component SEC15A. Gene Ontology annotation, cellular component: membrane; exocyst. Lineage: Eukaryota; Viridiplantae; Streptophyta; Bryopsida; Funariales; Funariaceae. The record is from RefSeq and is a predicted model, not a curated record. Gene Ontology annotation, biological process: Golgi to plasma membrane transport; intracellular protein transport; exocytosis.